AUGGAUCAACCAGCUAUUCAAAGAGCUGCUGUGAUAUUUAUACAGUCCCUGCUAUCCUCUGAGGCUGCGGCUCCUUCCUCAGCUGAUUUUCAAGAUCUUCUGGAUUGUAUCCCCCACAUUAUCACUGAAGCAAACAACAUCGGCCUCAUGCAGAAGCCAUCUCUUGAGGAAGUUAUAUUGGCUGUCAACAAGCUCCCUAAAGACAGCGCGCCUGGGCCUGACAGCCUAUCUGGAGUUUUCUUCUCGGGAUGCUGGAACACUAUAGGGAAAGAUAUCCUCGCCACUGUGGAAGCCUUCUUUCAAGGAUCCGAGCUUCGUAGGGCCUUUUCUGUCACGCUGAUCUGCCUUGUGCCAAAAAAAUUGGGAGUCAAAUCCUUCUCAGACUACAGGCCGAUCAGCCCGUGCAACGUAGUGUACAAGAUUUUUGCCACUAUUAUCUUGGAUCGGCUUAGUACUAUCCUCCCAAAGGUGAUUUCCCUAGAGCAAGGGGCCUUUGUGCGGGGUCGUUCUAUUGAUGAAAACGUUGCGCUUGCACAAGAGCUUUUCAGAGACGUGGACCGAAAAGUGAGGGGUGGGAACAUUGUCCUGAAACUCGAUAUGGAGAAAGCGUAUGACAGGGUGGAAUGGAAUUUUCUGCGUCAGGUCUUGCUGAAGUUCGGAUUUUCUGCUUCUUGGGUCAAUUUAGUUCAAUCUUUUUUAUUUUUAAACGGCUCAAAGCGUUCUCUUCUAGCUAUUAAGAAAUUCCUCUCUGAUUACCAAUCCUUGUCUGGGCAAAGGAUCAACCUUCACAAGAGUUCUUUUUUCUGCUCCUCCAAAUUAUCUAAUGCGAGAAUUAGAGGCAUUCAUCAAUCCAUUGGCGUCAACAAAUCUGCUGGUAAUCUAGUCUAUCUGGGGGUCCCUAUUUUCAAAGGCCGAGCUAAGCGAUCGUUCUUCGCCCCUCUCUUGGAUAAGAUGGCAGCAAAUAUUCAAGGCUGGCCGAACCUCCAUUGGCGAAAGUGGUCAUCCAUUGCUAAACCUAAAGCUGAGGGUGGCCUUGGAACCAGACAGCUGAAAGAUGUGAUGACGGGUCUUCAUUUAAAGAUGGCUUGGACGAUCAAGCAGAAGGAUAACGGCAGUUUAUGGGGGCAGUUCAUUCGAUCCAAGUACACGAUCUCCUCUCAUCCCAGGAUCGGGCAGUUCAUUCGAUCCAAGUACACGAUCUCCUCUCAUCCCAGGUCGGGCAGUCAACGAGCGUUGUUGUCUCCAAUUUGGAAUAGGAUGAUGGACCUAUUCCCAGUCGUUGAUAAAUUCGCUUUAUGGAUCCUGGGGCGGGGGUACUGCAACAUGUGGAGUGCCAAUUGGAUUGGGCUGGGCCCGCUUGAUUCUCUCCCUUCUCUACACGUCUCUAAUUAUUUGAGACAUAUGAAGGUGUCCGACUUCUUAGACGGUGAGGGAAUUAGACUAGAUGCAGCCGUCUUGCUCCCUAUUUGGCUUAAGUCUCACAUCAUCAGUGGAGGUUUCUGCACCUCGGACGCCGAUGAUUCUCUCAUUUGGCCUCUGGAGCCCUCGGGGCUUUUCUUGGUUAAAUCGGCUUGGAAUAUCUCUCAGUUUCGUGGUCAGGUCCUUCCAUGGUCCAACAAGAUUUGGAAUCCUAAAAUCCCCCUCAAAAUCUCUGUUUUCCUCUGGCGAUUGCUUCACGAUGCCCUUCCUGUUGAUGUCUUGGUGUAG
Molecule: messenger RNA, 1707 nt
Organism: Magnolia sinica
Lineage: Eukaryota; Viridiplantae; Streptophyta; Magnoliopsida; Magnoliales; Magnoliaceae
Exons: 4
Coding region: 1-1707 (568 amino acids)
Source: RefSeq, a predicted model, not a curated record